UCACCCCCCCUCCCUGCUAGCAUAGCUGUUAGCUUCCCUCUGCAGCGGAACAACAGAGACACUCCCAGAUCAGAAGAUCCUCCGUCUGCUGGAUCCACAGAGGACUAGGAGGACCAGAAGGACCAGGACCAUGGAGAUGAGUUCUGUCCAAUGAGACUCGUCCGUCCACUUUAGGAACCUUCUGUCCUCCUAACAUGAGCCUUGAUGUUCUCUCACUUGUUGGCCCCGAGCCUCCGUCUCCGAUGCUCACCUCCGUUACCCCAGUAACGCCGGACACCUCCACCUGCCCCGCCUCCAUCAGCUCCGCCCCCCUCAUGGACCUGGAGCGGCCCGAGGACGGAGCCUCGCUGUCGGGUUCAGAGCCCAGCAGAGGCAGCCCCUCUGGGGGAGGAACCGAGGAGGGAAGAGACGCCUCCAGGAGGAUGAAGAAACCUCCUCCUCUCCACACCGGAGCCGACUGGAAGGUAGUCCUUCACCUGCCGGAGAUCGAGAAGUGGCUGAAGGCCACCAGCGAUAGAGUCACUCAGCUUUCUCACUCUGUGGGACAAGAUGGAGACAACCGACACGUGGACGUCCAUCUGGUGCAGCUGAAGGACAUCUGUGAGGACAUCUCAGACCAUGUGGAGCAGAUCCAUGCUCUGCUGGAGACAGAGUUUUCUCUGAAGCUUCUGUCCUACUCGGUCAACAUCAUCGUAGACAUCAGGACGGUGCAGCUGCUUUGGCACCAGCUCAGAGUCUCGGUUCUGGUUCUGAAGGAGCGUCUGCUUCAGGGCCUGCAGGACUCCAACGGAAACUUCACCCGACAGACGGACAUCCUGCAGGCCUUCAGCCAGGACCAGCACCAGACCCGGCUGGACGCCCUGACGGAGGUGGACGACUGCGGUCAGCUGACCAUCCGCUGCAGUCAGGACUACUUCUCUCUGGACUGUGGAAUCACCGCAUUCGAGCUCAGCGACUACAGUCCCAGCGACGAGCCCGGCACCCCCGGAACCCAGCCCAGGACCCGGGACGAACCCGGAACCCAGCCCAGGACCCGGGACGAACCCGGAACCCAGCCCAGGACCCGGGACGCCCCACAGGACCUGAACCAGGACCUGAACCAGGAGCCAGGAGUAGAGGAGAGUGGGUCCCACCUGUCCAACCGCCACCACAGCUUACCUGACCUCUCCACAGGCGACGGCUCAGCCAACCAGAACCAUCGGGUUUUACCCAUGAUGCAAUGCAGCAGCCUCAGUGACAGCGUGAAGUGCCCCCUGCAGGCCGCCAGCCUCAGCACCGAGCCGUCGCUUCCAAAGAGAGCCGCCCUGCUGCUGGACUCCAGGGGAGUAUCAGGAGAAGUCAGUCCGGUCUCAGGACUCCAGUUCCAGGCCGAGCUGAGCCGCAGCACCCCCUCCCUCAUGGAUCCUCCGGACCGGUCCAAGUUCUGGCUGGAACUGGACUCGGUUUAUCCAGAACACGUCUCUCAGUCCUACGAGAGUCUGCAGGUCAUGAACGGCUGUAACCUCAGGAUACACCGUGUGAGCUGCAGACACCCAGAGGGGAGCGUCCAGAGGCUGCAGCCUGGCCAGAGGAGCUCAUCUGGGGCCGGACCGACCGCCGGCGCCCCCCCGCCUCUCCAGGACCCGAAGCCUGAGGAGGGAAAACCAAAGGAAAUGGAGAGCAGGAGGAAGGAGACACGUUCUCCCAGCGAGGACUCCGACUCUUCGGCCUCCCCCGUCAGGGAGCAGCCCCCCUCAGACCUGGAGGCGUCUGGGGAGGACUCGGACCCCCGACCACCCCCCAAGACGGAGGUCUGGAUCCUGAAGCGCCACAAGGGGAUCCAGCUCUCCAGAACCAGUCCAGACCGGCAGCACUGGUUCGGGUCUGAGGAAUUCUUGGCUCUUCCUGCUCAUCUCCGGAAAACAGAGAUGUUGGCCCUGAAGCUGGAGAGUCUGACCCAGUCCAUCCCUCUGAGACCCGGAGACUCGGCACUGCAGGACGUGGACGACUGGGACCUGACGGAGCUGAACUGGGACCCGGUGGACAGCGUAGAGAGUUCAGACGACGUUCCUUCUCCUCUGCCAGCGCUGCCUCCCUCCAGAAGGAACCUGCUGAGCCGCUUCAGUCCCUCGUCCUCCAGCGACGCGGCGCCGUCUCUGGACGGAAGCAUCGAGUCGGGUCGGCUGAGCGAGCUGCAGUCUGAGGAGGAGGAAGGACAGCCGACGGCGCCCCCUGUGGACGGACGGGGAUGUUCUGGUCUGGUGCAGAGACUCCUGGAGGACAUCCAGAGUCAGGACAAAGAGCCCGACGUCUGGAGGAAGAUCGAGGUAAAAUAUGAUUCUUAUCACCUAAAACCUGAAUGUUCUCGUUUCUUCUGA
Messenger RNA from Amphiprion ocellaris (clown anemonefish), 2357 nucleotides. Its product is annotated as A-kinase anchor protein 6-like. Gene Ontology annotation, molecular function: transmembrane transporter binding; protein kinase A binding. NCBI's taxonomy places the organism in Eukaryota, Metazoa, Chordata, Actinopteri, Pomacentridae. Bases 195 to 2357 code for a protein of 720 amino acids. The transcript has 10 exons. The record is from RefSeq and is a predicted model, not a curated record. Gene Ontology annotation, cellular component: perinuclear region of cytoplasm; sarcoplasmic reticulum.